This is a messenger RNA of Mustela erminea (ermine), 2494 nucleotides long. It is a transcript of the gene TSPYL4, whose product is annotated as TSPY like 4. Gene Ontology annotation, molecular function: histone binding; chromatin binding. The record is from RefSeq and is a predicted model, not a curated record. Gene Ontology annotation, cellular component: nucleus; chromatin. The coding region runs from base 111 to 1361 and encodes 416 amino acids. Gene Ontology annotation, biological process: nucleosome assembly. The transcript is spliced from 3 exons. NCBI's taxonomy places the organism in Eukaryota, Metazoa, Chordata, Mammalia, Carnivora, Mustelidae.
UUGUCAUAGCAGCAUCCGCCAGAGUCGAAGAGAGGGGUGGGUCCGGGCGGAGCGCGGCUUCUGCGGAGGACAAGGGACGCUCUCCUCCUGCAGGUCUGCCUUCUACCAAAAUGAGCGGCCUGGACGAGGGCAGCGAUCUUGCUGCCGCUCAAGACUGCGGCCAAACUACUGCCGAGCCUGCCCCGGGACAUCCGGACCUCAACCAGUGCCAGGGCGAGGAAACCGAGGCGACGCCGGUGAUGGCGGACACAGGUGAGGGCAGUUUGGAGACCGCCGCGGAGGGAGGCGCACCCCAGAACCCGGCUAGUUGUGCCCCGGUGCUCCGCGUUCGCAUUUUUGGGAGUCGCGGCCGUGUAGCGACCAGAUCGGGUCAGAGAGAGGUUCUGCUCCCCACGGAAGGCUCGGCAGCCGCCCCUGCCUCAGCCUCCGCCGCGGUGGCGACCGACAAUAGCCAGGAAAAUGGCUGUCAGCCUAGAGAGCCGCAGGGCCCUGCUGGGGAGAAAGCUCUAGAAGCCUGUGGCGCAGGGGGGCUGGGGUCUCAGAUGAUGCCUGGGGCGAAGGCCAAGGACAUGACGACCAAAAAGUGCGCCGCUUCAGCGGCUGCGGGAAAGGAGGGGGGAGCAGAGGAGGUGGUGGAGGAAAAGAAGGCGAUGCAGAAGGAGAAGAAGGUGGGAGGAGGACUGAAAGAGGAGGCCCGGGGCAAGGCCCCGAAGAUCAGUAACUGCAUGGAUUCGCUGGAGGCCAUCGAUCAGGAGCUGUCCAACGUAAAUGCCCAGGCCGACAGGGCCUUCCUUCAGCUGGAGCGCAAGUUUGGCCGCAUGCGAAGGCUUCAUAUGCAGCGCAGAAGUUUCAUUAUCCAGAAUAUCCCAGGUUUCUGGGUCACGGCCUUUCGGAACCACCCCCAGCUGUCACCUAUGAUCAGUGGCCAAGAUGAAGACAUGAUGAGGUACAUGAUCAAUUUGGAGGUGGAGGAGCUCAAACACCCAAGAGCCGGCUGCAAAUUCAAGUUCAUCUUUCAGAGCAACCCCUACUUCCGAAACGAGGGGCUUGUCAAAGAAUAUGAGCGCCGAUCCUCCGGAAGGGUGGUGUCUCUUUCCACUCCAAUCCGCUGGCACAGGGGCCAAGACCCCCAGUCCCAUAUCCACAGGAACCGGGAAGGAAACACUAUCCCCAGUUUCUUUAACUGGUUCUCAGACCACAGCCUCCUAGAAUUCGACAGGAUUGCCGAGAUUAUCAAAGCAGAACUGUGGCCCAAUCCCCUACAGUACUACCUGAUGGGUGAAGGGCCUCGCCGUGGAAUCCGAGACCCAGCAAGGCAGCCAGUGGAGAGCCCCAGGUCCUUCAGGUUCCAGUCUGGCUAACUGAUGACAUUGUGAGAAGCUCCAGCACAAGUCUCCUGGCCACCUCCCUUUGAACCUAUGCUUAGCCAACAGCAUGCAGUCUGCUAUGUGCUUUCUCUUCACACUGGACUAUUUUAUCCUUUGGUUCUUCUAAAUCUCCAACAGUCAGUUGCAAGGUUGACUCUUACAUGCUUGUGUUCUUCUUCCUCUGGACCUUUAUGCUCUUCUGUAUCCUGUUACAUGUUCCAAGUGCAUGGCCUUGUACUGCUUCUAUGCCAAGCACAUGAUGCUGUAGAUAGAUAGGCACUGCCUUCCUUUGCAUGCCUUGGGUCCUGUCUGUGACCAUGGUCUUCUCCGAGUUUUUUAAGUGGUUAUCUACCACAAAGAAGCUUGAAAUACCUUUGCAGAUAACUAGCUGGGCUUCAUACUUUAUGCUGACUGUCCUCCUGAUACCCAUGUACUGUAUGUCAAGUUCUUUGAAUUUCACUGCUGCAAGAUGAAGCUGAUCUAGAUGAUGCCAGCCGUCAACCCAAACUGGACAUUCUGCCUACCACUGACUGGUUCCUAGCUGCCUUCCUGGCCUGUGCCGUCCACCCAGCUUGUUAUGUGGCAGAAUAAGGUGGCUGGUGGGUGGCUACUAGGCAUGAAUGAGGUAACAGAUGAGAGGUGUUCAGUGUUAACUGCAUUAGUCUUCUUUUGCCUUUGGGCACUCUGCUUUGUGAACAGGUACUGACAGCACCAGAGGGGAAAUUUGCUAAGUAUGCAAGCUGAACAUUUGAACCUGAAUAUGAAGAAAGAAUAGACCUGCUUACUGAUGACUUUAGUAUAUGUGGCUUCUAAGAAGAGUAGACUUCAUUAUACAUUUUAGGACUCCGUGAUUCUUGGUUUUCUAUUUUACUCUCCCAGGUAGCAGAAAAGAUCCAUUAAGAAAUCUGGCAUUGUAUAACCAGGUGAGAUCAGAUGACUCUUCUAUUAAAACAAGGAUCUCCAGACUGGGGAUUCAACAAGAGGGAAAGAAUGGCAUCUCUGUUACAAGAAAGUCAUUUCUGGUGCUCUUUGGAAGAAAAGAGAAAAGCAGAUAAAAACGGAAUUCUUAUUUACCACAACAAUAUUCUAUUAAACUCCGUGUAUUAAAUAAACUAUCGUAUCAACCA